GCUGGAGAGCAGCAGAGAAAACAGUCGUCAGAAGCGCUCUCUCGUCUCUCUCGCUCAGCUCCGCCCUCUCUCUCGCUCUCUGUGCUAUGGAGCCGAUACUCCGAUAUUGAGACAGAUACGCCAAAGUAUCGGCCGAAAUGACGAAGUACCACCGCAAUGCCGUCGGAUCUGUGGCCCUCGACCGCCCCGCCGGCGGGAACUUCCGCCUCUGGCCGGCUUUCUCCACCGCCACAUUCCGGCGGAGGAUCAUCGACACCAUGCGAUGCGGCGUCUCCCGCCACCGCCGCGACGAGGAACCGGAGGUAGCGAAUUCGCCGGAGAAGCAGCCGAAGAAACCGGAUUCCAGGCGUAAUGCCGCCGGAUCGGAGCGGUUGUCCGAGUUGCUGAGCUCGGAGGCUCGUGAGUCGGCGACGGACGAGUCGGAAGCGGAGAUGAGGCGGAAGAUGGAGGCUUUUGAAGGGAUGCAGAGCGUUGUGAAGAGAUUGCAGGGCGGAGGAGAGGAGAGAGAGGCGGCGAUGGAUGUGAGGAGGCUUGCGAAGGAGGAUUCGGAGGCGAGGGUUACGCUUGCAAUGCUCGGAGCGAUUCCGCCUCUUGUAGGGAUGCUUGACUCGGACGAUCCCGAGUUUCAGAUCGCCGCUUUGUACGCGCUUCUGAAUCUGGGAAUCGGCAACGACAUGAACAAAGCGGCCAUUGUCAAAGCUGGUGCCCUUCACAAGAUGCUGAAGCUCAUCGAUUCCCCUUCCAAAUCUCCUUCAGUUUCUGAAGCGAUCGUCGCGAAUUUUCUAGGUCUGAGUGCCCUCGAUUCGAAUAAGCCCAUCAUCGGUGCCUCCGGCGCGGUCCGCUUUCUCUCCGGCGUCCUCCGAAGCUCCAACAGCACCAGCAGCUCCCAAUCGAAGCAGGAUUCCCUCCGAGCCUUAUUCAACCUCUCCAUCUCCCCUUCCAACAUCCCAUACAUGCUCGAAUCCGAUCUCGUUCCGUUCUUUCUCAAUGCCCUUGGCGACAUGGACAUCAGCGAACGGAUCCUCUCAAUCCUUAGCAAUAUAGUCUCUACAUCUGAGGGCCGAAGAUCCGUCAGCAAUUCUCCCGAUGCAUACCAAAUCCUGAUCGACGUGCUGAAUUGGACAGACUCGCCAGGGUGUCAAGAAAAGGCGGCGUAUGUGCUGAUGGUGAUGGCCCACAAGGUGUUUGGCGAUCGGCAGGCGAUGAUCGAAGCAGGGGUCGUGUCGUCACUCCUCGAAUUGACACUGCUGGGAAGCACUCUGGCGCAGAAGCGGGCAUCGAGGAUUUUGGAGUGUUUGAGAGUGGAUAAAGGGAAGCAGGUUUCGGAGGGGUACGGAGGAUCGGGAGCACCCGUCUCGGCGCCGAUCUGUGGGGCAUCAUCAUCGUCGGCAGCAGUUGCAGCUGCUAUGAAAAGGGGGCUGUUGAAGGAUGGUGAGGCGGAAGAGGAGGAGAUGAUGAUGAGUGAGGAGAGGAGGGCUGUGAAGCAGCUGGUGCAGCAGAGCUUGCAAAAUAACAUGAAGAGGAUCGUGAAGCGGGCCAAUCUGCCGCAGGAUUUCGCACCGUCGGAUCAUUUCAAGUCGCUGACAGCGAGCUCCACGUCGAAGAGCUUGCCGUUGUGAGGAUGGAGCUGCGUAACGGGGCGAGAGAGAGAAAUGGAUGGUUAGUCUUCCUAAUCACGACCUUGCUCGAGCGACACUCACACCUGUCUGGUGGGUCCCACAUGGAUGCAAUGCGGCUGUUGGGCCAUUUUCCGAACAACGAUCAGCAUCCGUGUACUAGGCUGGUUGAGUGCCAUGGAUUGGAUGGCUUGGAUUAUCAAUCGGCGUGAAUUUGGAGCACAUUAUCUUUUGAUUAUACGAAAUGCAGCCAUAUGGGUCCCACCGAGCGACGGAUGGAUGGGAGUCGCUCCAUCAUCUUCUUCGCUUUCAGGAAAUUCUUUUGUUCUUGGGAAAAGGUGAAUUAAAAGUAAGUAAAAAAAUACAGUUUUGGUCUU
This is a messenger RNA of Magnolia sinica, 1993 nucleotides long. Its product is annotated as U-box domain-containing protein 12-like. Gene Ontology annotation, molecular function: protein binding. The transcript is spliced from 2 exons. Bases 138 to 1619 code for a protein of 493 amino acids. Lineage: Eukaryota; Viridiplantae; Streptophyta; Magnoliopsida; Magnoliales; Magnoliaceae. The record is from RefSeq and is a predicted model, not a curated record.